Molecule: messenger RNA, 693 nt
Organism: Lolium perenne
Lineage: Eukaryota; Viridiplantae; Streptophyta; Magnoliopsida; Poales; Poaceae
Source: RefSeq, a predicted model, not a curated record
AUGGCCGCCUCCACCACCUCACGGCCUCCGCCGCCCCACGGCCUCCUCCGGCGCCGCCCAACGGCCGCCUUUGUCGCCGCCCACGGCCUCCCUCGCCGACGCCCCCAUGGCCUCCUCCGCCGCCGCCCAACGGCCGCCUGCGUCGCCGCACACGGCCUCCUCUGCCCCGACCUGCGGCCUCCUCUCGCCGCCGCCCCACGGCCUCCUCCUCCGCCGCCCAACGGCCGCCUUUGCCGCCGCCCACGGCCUCCUCUGCCGACGCCCCAUGGCCUCCUCCGCCGCCGCCCAACGGCCGCUGCGUCGCCGCACACGGCCUCCUCUGCCCCGACCUGCGUCCUCCUCUGCCGCCGCCCCACGGCCUCCUCCUCCGCCGCCCAACGGCCGCCUUUGCCGCCGCCCACGGCCUCCUCUGCCGACGCCCCAUGGCCUCCUCCGCCGCCGCCCAACGGCCGCUGCGUCGCCGCACACGGCCUCCUCUGCCCCGACCUGCGUCCUCCUCUGCCGCCGCCCCACGGCCUCCUCCUCCGCCGCCCAACGGCCGCUGCGCCCGCCGCCCACGGCCUCCUCGGCCGCCGCCCACGGCCUCCUCCGCCGCCGCCCACGGCCGCCUCCGCCCUCGUCGUCUGUUCACCCCCAACGGACAAGCUCGGGCGCCACCUCCCCAACCAGCGCCGUGAAGGAGAUAUGCCCUAG